Messenger RNA from Triticum aestivum (bread wheat), 648 nucleotides. RefSeq names its product dynein light chain LC6, flagellar outer arm. NCBI's taxonomy places the organism in Eukaryota, Viridiplantae, Streptophyta, Magnoliopsida, Poales, Poaceae. Gene Ontology annotation, cellular component: cytoplasmic dynein complex. The transcript is spliced from 2 exons. Bases 118 to 417 code for a protein of 99 amino acids. Gene Ontology annotation, biological process: microtubule-based process. Gene Ontology annotation, molecular function: dynein intermediate chain binding. The record is from RefSeq and is a predicted model, not a curated record.
CCAUCAUCUCCACUACUGCUCAGAUUAGUCCUGACUCCUGAGCGGCUGAGCCAAUCAUACAGUGCGGCGUGUGCGAGCAGAGCUUCUAUCUAGCAGAGAAGGGAAGGAGCGGGCAGGAUGCUGGAAGGGAAGGCGACGGUGGAGGACACCGACAUGCCGGCCAAGAUGCAGCUGCAGGCCACCUCGGCGGCGUCCAGGGCGCUCGACCGCUUCGACGUCCUCGACUGCCGGAGCAUCGCGGCGCACAUCAAGAAGGAGUUCGACACGAUCCACGGCCCGGGGUGGCAGUGCGUGGUGGGCUGCAGCUUCGGCUGCUACUUCACGCACAGCAAGGGGAGCUUCAUAUACUUCAAGCUCGAGUCGCUCCGGUUCCUCGUCUUCAAAGGCAUGGCGGAAGAGCAGCCGCUGCCGUGCUGAUCUGCUGCGCCCUCUCCUGUUUUAACGGCCGUGUGGACUACUCGAUGAUUACGGGGCGGCAGCUAGCUACUACUAGUAUCAACUCCAAAUGCGCCAAUGUAACUUAUUUCAGCUUUGCAUCGCAGUUCGCGACUGCGGUCUGAAACUCUGAAUGCGUUGGAUUUGUGGAAUUGAUUUUCUAGCAUGAUGUUCCACUUUUGAUUCAGAUGAAUACAGAUAAAUUAUGCUUCA